AUACGAGAACACACGCAUGUUGCGAGAAUAUUCUCCUUCGAUCUCCCACAGGGGUUAGGGCGCAUAGCAUGUCGACUAUAUAAUGGGGGCUGGACAUUGUCCGGUAUCCAUCGACGUCUCAGUAUGCGAUUCCUACCCUCUCCCACCGCUCUUGCCGUCUUCGCACUCUCAGUUGGAGCUACCGCAGCCUCUCUGAAGCCGCGCCAGAUUGUAGACACCGCGCAUGGCGUUACAGUGCAGCCUUCGGACGGCAGUGUCAUUGUCCCAGGCACAGCCUUCCCUUUCGACUACGAAAACAGGAACUACUGCGAGUCGGGCUAUAGUCCCAUCUCCGUUUACAUGAGCGCCACGGCACCGACCUCUGCCAAUGUGACAAACGAUGGAACUCUUGCGGAUGGUAGCUUUGUGUUCCACUUCGGAGACUUCUUAAUCGCCAAUUUCGGCCUUCCGCCAAUGGAGACUCCUCCCCCGUCAACUUUGACCCCGCCUACACUUAGUGGCAUUGUAGAUGGCAUGACGCUCUUCUUCUCAGUCGUUGAGACCUACAGAGACUGCCCGGGUAACAUUCCUCUGGAAUUUGGUCUUGAGACAACUACAGUCAUCUACAAUUAA
Molecule: messenger RNA, 612 nt
Organism: Dichomitus squalens LYAD-421 SS1
Lineage: Eukaryota; Fungi; Basidiomycota; Agaricomycetes; Polyporales; Polyporaceae
Exons: 4
Coding region: 124-612 (162 amino acids)
Source: RefSeq, a predicted model, not a curated record